Messenger RNA from Gadus morhua (Atlantic cod), 2245 nucleotides. RefSeq names its product glycosyltransferase-like domain containing 1 (gene qtman). The coding region runs from base 32 to 1486 and encodes 484 amino acids. The record is from RefSeq and is a predicted model, not a curated record. Lineage: Eukaryota; Metazoa; Chordata; Actinopteri; Gadiformes; Gadidae. The transcript has 11 exons. Gene Ontology annotation, molecular function: glycosyltransferase activity.
AACGUGGUGGGCGGGGCUCGAAUUCAACGUGAUGACGCAUGUGAGUCGGGAGCGGGACGUCGCCUUCCCUCUCGUGCCAAUGCAGGAAAAGAACUCCACAUGUGUGCUGCUUGUGGAGGCCUUUUAUGGCGGCUCUCACAAACAGCUCAUUGACCUUUUGAAAGAGAAUGUCGUCGGCUGCGUCGCCCACACUCUGCCCGCAAAGAAAUGGCACUGGCGGGCCAGAACCGCUGCCCUCCAUUUCAUGCAGGCCAUCCCACCCAGUUCCUCAUACAGGGUGCUGUUCACCAGCUCUGUCCUCAAUCUGUGUGAGCUGGUGGCUCUGCGGCCGGACCUGGCACCCCUCAAGAAGGUUCUCUACUUCCACGAGAACCAGCUGGUCUAUCCCGUGCGCAAAGACCAAGAGAGGGACUUCCAGUAUGGCUACAACCAGAUCCUCUCCUGCCUGGUGGCAGAUGCGGUGGUGUUCAACUCCCUCUUCAACAUGAACUCCUUCCUCUCGUCCGUCGGGGCCUUCUUGAAGCGGAUGCCCGACCACCGGCCAAAGGACUUGGCGUCGCUCCUCCGGCCCAAGUGCUCGGUGCUCCACUUCCCCCUUCGGUUCCCCAGUGUCGCCAGUCUUCUCCCAGAACACAAGCUCCUCCGCGGGCCUGCGGCGGCGGCGGCGUCCCCCGAUGAUGACAUCACCGUCCCUCCGGGCCAGAUGCCUGAGCCCCGCUUAGAGGAUCCUGAGGCGCCAAGAUCUGAGGAGCUGGGCUCGCAGAGCAACAACGAGGCUCGGGGAACCCCUCCAGAGACCAGAAAGCCGGCUGUCCCGUCCGGGCCCGGGCACAGCUCCUCGCUGGGACAGGGUGAGGCACCGGGGCACUGUGGCACCUCCAUCCAGGACGUCCCGGCGGGGGAAGGGGAGCAGACCGCAUCGAUGGGAGGAUGUGGACCCGGUGACCAGACCAAACCGUUGCAUAUUGUCUGGCCCCACAGGUGGGAGCACGACAAAGACCCCGAGCUCUUCUUCAAGACCUUGCUGAAGCUCAAAGAGAGAAACCUGGCCUUUCAACUCUCCGUCCUGGGGGAGACCUUCACUGAUGUGCCAGAGAUCUUUGCUGAGGCCCGGGGCCAGCUGGGGCCCCAUGUGCUGCACUGGGGCUUCCUGCCCAGGAAAGAGGACUACCUGGCCGCCCUGUGCCAGGCCGACGUGGUGGUCUCCACCGCCAAGCACGAGUUCUUCGGCGUGGCCAUGUUAGAAGCAGUCCACUGUGGAUGCUAUCCACUAUGUCCUAACGCGUUGGUGUAUCCAGAAAUAUUUCCAGCCGAGUAUCUGUACUCCACACCUGAGCAGCUGUGCAAGAAGCUACAGAGACUGUGCAAGAGACCAGACCUGGCCCGCCGUCACCACGUCCAGGUGGACACCACAGCCUACUCCUGGGACGUGCUACAGCAAGGUUUUGCCGACCUACUUGCGGCACCGGCGGACCCCCAACCCUGACCAAGGCUGGAGAGGGAAGAGGUGGGCUCGGGUGGGUUUGGGGGAGAUGUGCAGUUUUCUAAAGAAGCAGAAGACGAAUAAGAACAAGAAAGAGCCGGCAGGUUUCUCUCAUUUUUUCUUUUCUUUUCCUUUUCCUCCUUUAUUUUUUUUCUACCCGGGACUCCAUUAGUGGCGAGGGCGAGCUGGAUUUAGAGGCUUGGCGAUGGGACGCGCAGUCUGCGAGGGCACUUUGUGGCGCUGGGGUUCCACGGCGUCAUGGCCUGACACGCAGCCACGGGCCGCGGCCGGCCCCCGCCGCCGCAAACCUGUGGCGGAGCCGUCGCAGACACACUGUCUCAGGCACCUCUCCCUGCUCCAAAUCAAAGCCAGCCCCCCUCACACACACUCGGCGGCGGCUGGAGACAUUGUGUCGGGACCUGUAGACGCACCCCACCACCGCCCUACCCUCCCCAUCUUCACGUGCUCUCUUUUGGGGAGAGUCUCUUUUAUGUCUGUGUGGUUUUUGGGGGAGGAGGGUUGAGGGAGGGCGAGUGGGGGACAGAGGACGUGUAAAAAGCUUUCAUGUCUUCCAUAGGCUGUGCCACUUCAUAUAUCCGGUUGUGUUCGUUUUUCACCCUUUGUACUGGUGGAAGACGUCAGGCUGGGGUCCGUGUGUGUGGUGUGUGUUUUGUGUGUGGUGUGUGUGUGUGUGUGUGUGUGUGUGUGUGUGUGUUUGGAGAGACUGUAAGCGUCGGCAUUGUGUGUGUAUAUGUUGAGAGU